Messenger RNA from Drosophila serrata, 2243 nucleotides. RefSeq names its product ceramide glucosyltransferase (gene GlcT). The record is from RefSeq and is a predicted model, not a curated record. Gene Ontology annotation, biological process: glucosylceramide biosynthetic process. NCBI's taxonomy places the organism in Eukaryota, Metazoa, Arthropoda, Insecta, Diptera, Drosophilidae. Gene Ontology annotation, cellular component: membrane. Gene Ontology annotation, molecular function: ceramide glucosyltransferase activity.
ACACUGCACCUUUAUGGCAGCAGUUUUUUUUUGGGCAUUGAACGCGACGCGAGAUCUGCAAAAUGUUGAAAACGCGCGGAACGGACGACAACUAAUCGCCCCGAACAACGGUUAUAUAUUUAAUAUAUAGAGGUGAUCCGAGCCUAGGGUAAACCGCAACGCGGCAACCGCAGCCAAUGCCUGCUGGCUGAAUAGGAGCACCCACCCACCCAGCGACUCACACACACUGACUGGGAUCGGACCCACUACACACCCCGCACACACACAUUCGCGAGGGAGCCCCCACUCGCACACCACACACACUCCGCACACACAACUGCGAGGGACGGGACACACACAUCGCGAUGUCGCACCUACCACUGCCGCUGUACGGCUUCGCGGCGUUCUUCAUGAUUUUCUGGUUCGGCACCUGGAUGGUGCAUGUGAUAGCCAUCUGCUACGGCCGCUACAAGCUGCACAAGAAGUCCUGCAAGCUGCCCACGGAGGCUCAGCCGCUGCCCGGUGUUUCUAUUCUGAAGCCUCUGAUGGGCGUGGAUCCGAACCUGCAGCACAACUUGGAGACCUUCUUCACGAUGGACUAUCCUCUGUACGAACUGCUUUUCUGCGUUGAAGACAAGGAGGACCCGGCCAUUCAGCUGGUGGAACGACUCCUGGCCAAGUAUCCCAAAGUGGACGCCAAGCUCUUUGUUGGCGGCUCGGAUGUGGGCGUCAACCCAAAGAUCAACAACAUCCAUCCUGGCUACAUGGCCGCUAAGUACGAUUUCGUGAUGAUCUCAGACAGCGGCAUCAAGAUGAAGGAUGACACUCUGCUGGAUAUGGUCCAGAACAUGUCUGAGAAGCAUGCCUUAGUCCAUCAGAUGCCCUUUACCAGCGACCGCGAUGGCUUUGCGGCCACCUUUGAAAAGGUGUUCUUUGGGACGGUCCAGAGCAGGAUCUACCUGUCGGCGGACGUCCUGGGCAUCAACUGCCACACGGGCAUGUCAUGUCUGCUGCGCAAGGCGGUCAUCGAUCAGCUGGGAGGUCUCAGAGCCUUUGGCUGCUACCUGGCGGAGGAUUUUUUCAUUGCCCGCGACAUAACACGACUAGGCUGGAAGAUGCGCAUCUCCAGCCAACCCGCGCUGCAGAAUAGCGGGCUGUGCGACAUUGGCAGCUUCCAGGCGCGUCUUAUCCGCUGGGCUAAGCUGCGCGUGGCCAUGGUGCCGACAACCAUACUGCUGGAGCCGCUCUCCGAGUGCAUGAUUCUGGGCGCUUUGGCCGCCUGGUCGGCCUCCGUGCUCUUCAGCUGGGACCCGCUGGUGUUCUAUCUGGUGCACGUGCUCUGCUGGUUCCUCUCAGACUGGCUCCUGCUCUCCAUUGUCCAGCACGGCUCGAUGCCGUUCCACAAGUUCGAGUUCGUCAUCGGCUGGCUGUUCCGCGAGCUUACGGGACCCUAUCUGUUCCUGCACGCCCUGUGGAAUCCCUCGAUUCGCUGGCGCACCCGCACCUACAAGUUGCACUGGGGCGGAGUCGCCUACGAGCUGAACAGCCCCGCGUCCGAUGCGGCCAACGCCCCGCUGGCGCCACAGCAGCCAGCGCCCACGUUAGCUGUGGCGGCGGAAGCGUCGACGACGGUUGCAGGAUCAUCAGGCUCGACGGGGGAGAUGCUGAUCUGCACGGGCGCCAAGCAGCGGCUGCUGGCGUCGUAGCAGCAACUAGUUAAGUUUGUUAUUUUGUACUCUCAGCGUCUGGUAUUAGUAGUAUUAUUAGCUGAACCUUAGUCACUACGUAAGACUAGACUUAGAGCUGUAAAAAGAGGAUGGCGAGGACGAUGGACCUAGAUUAGAUUAGACAACCCGAUCGAAGAUCGAUCGAGAUUGCGUUGAGAUGUAGGGCUUAGGCUCAAUCCGGACCAGGUACAGUUUGUUGGCUUCGCGUAAACUGGUUAACGAUGCUUUGUGUAUAUAAUUAUUACGUAUAUAUCGUGUGUGUGGGGGCAGCAGCCCCUGCACAGACGUUAUAGUUAGCCUUAUGAUCGUUCCCCGCUUUUUGAAUUGUAAUUACUUAAUUUAUUUUUCGUCCCAGCACCUUAGUUGAAUAUUGUUAUCGGUUAAGCCUCCUACAUUUAUGAUUACGUUAUAAGUUCAGUUGAGUUGUUUGUGUUUUGUGGUUCUUCCGCUCUUUGUUUUUGCCUCAGCUUCUGUACAUAAGCUCCGAAAAUGGAAGAAUGCCAUUGAAUAAAUCGAAUCGAAACGAAUGAAAGGAAA